Messenger RNA from Odontomachus brunneus, 3398 nucleotides. It is a transcript of the gene MED24, whose product is annotated as mediator of RNA polymerase II transcription subunit 24. The transcript is spliced from 12 exons. The record is from RefSeq and is a predicted model, not a curated record. Gene Ontology annotation, molecular function: transcription coregulator activity. NCBI's taxonomy places the organism in Eukaryota, Metazoa, Arthropoda, Insecta, Hymenoptera, Formicidae. Gene Ontology annotation, cellular component: mediator complex. The coding region runs from base 374 to 3379 and encodes 1001 amino acids.
CGAAUAGAAAUGUAUAGCUUUCUCUCUCGCACACACUUGGAGACACUUUCGUGCACAGCUUUCAUGUCAGCAGUUUCGUGACAGAGUUUGUGUCCUCAGGUGGUGUUAAUCCUGCAUUAUCAAGUCUUUUUUUUAUCGUGUCAAAUAGCGAAAGGGCCAAAGGUUUAAGGUCUGAAGUCAAAUAGAGAGAGAGGAAGAGACUUCUAAUAGACAUCUACUAAAUAACUGCAAAUAUUUUUUUAUCCAUUAAUAGUUAUUAUAAAUUAUAUAUAAUGGAUAUUAUAUAUUAUGGAUAUAUUUGAAAUUUACAAACUGCAACAUAAUGCACAAGUUAGGUUAUAAGGAUAGUAAUGUGUUAUAAGCAGGUUUUUCAAUGUGGCAAAAAUUGUUUAACGUUUUAACAUUACCAAUGGAGACCAAAGUAACCAGUAAAACUAGUAGCCUAAAAGCUCUUUUGUUACGAGCAUGGAGAGAACGCUGGAGUGAUUUACAAUGGGGUAUUAAUAUCAAAACAAUUCUUCCAAGAGGAGUAAGUGGAGAUGUAUAUAACUUAGCUGAUUGUAUAUUGCAACAGGCAUUAGUAGGACCAGGACCCAAUCAAUUAGUAUUAUCUUAUUUAAAACAUUCGUUAAGCUCUCAGUUAGUAUCAUAUGCUGCAGUAUUGCAACGGAUAAGUAAAUAUGACGCUUUUCAUAAACCUCAUUGCAUCGUGAGUCUGCUGGAAUUCUUAGAAUCCAUACAAGUUGGUAUUACGUGUCGUGGUAAACCAGAAGAAGAUCUUCUAGCGGCGGCAGUUUUAUCCAUAGUUCAUUGGCUCCUGCAGUGUUACCUGCACACAUUAUCAAAAGCACCGCAAAAUAAUCCUCUCACUCCACAUCCAAGCGAACUCAUGGAUAAACCAGCCAGCAUCUUGCAGCAGAUGCUGAACUCGGAUUUCCUGCGUGCGAUGAUGUAUCUAGCCAAAUACGACGACGAUGAUCUAUAUAUAGAAGUUAUGAAAAAAUGUUCGGAAAUCGAAGCGCUAUUGAAGACAACCACUCUAAAGUCCGUGGUGCCAAUAGAGGAUUCUCUAAAGCAACUGUACGACUUAGAGAUUGAGAGUUUUUGCCCCGAAAAAACUCGAAUGGAAUCCAUCACUCAUUGCUUGCAACCGCUUUUUGCUGUUCAAGUGUUACUAAAUCCCAGUACCGAGACAUCCGUGUUCGUUAAUCAAUUGUUGAUGGUGCAAAGACUGAAGAAUUACACGAAUGCACGACUUUAUUGUGAGAUCAUUCGCGCUUGUUGGAUGUGCUUGCAUAAUGUAACGGGAACGUUCAAGGAAUCGCAGUGGGGAGCAUUCACGUUUCUAAAAGUACCUCUCAUAUUAAAAGAACUACACCAGGCUAAUUUAAAGAUCGGUGAGGAGAAAUAUGAGUAUUCGCAAGAUAUUCUCGAUGCAUUCGAGUUGUUGCUUCAGUUCACAUCAUUGCUCGACAUGAUGGACACCACGUGCUCGUGCAAUUGCGUGGAAUGUUUGCUGAAUGAACUGCAUAAGGUGAAUCUCGUCACGGAAAAGCAAGCGAAACACUUGAGCGCUAGAAGGGAAGGAGUGACGGCGGCUUUGCAAAAACUGGAUCCUUCUAGUACCCCGAAGUCGUCGAUUCCGAAGGUCAUUAUACGCGCGGAACCGACCUUGACCGGGAUCUUGAAGACGCUGAAUGCUGAUUACACGAAGAUCCAGGAUGCGUUGCUGAGUAUGCUGCGCGAGGUCUUAACGGGCAAUAGUUUUGAGCUGAUGCUCGCAGUGGCGACCGUGCAAGGCAAGCUUAAGAUCUUUGUCACCAGACUUAUCAAGUUCAACGAGUGCAGCAGACAGAUCAACGAGCCUGUACCUAGUAAAACGGCAGCGACGCGGGCGAUGAUGUUCGACAUGUCGUUUCUGAUGUUGUGUUCGAUAGUGCAAACAUAUGGAUCCGAUGUUGUCCUCGAGGAAGGCGGAGAUUCCUUCUUUGAGCAGUGGGUGCGCGGGUGUUUGCCGGAGCGGAACAAACCGAAAUCACCGCAGAGGAUGCUGCAGAACGUUGAUCCGACACGAGUGGACACACUGUUGGCGCAGAUCAAUUCGCCGGAUCUCGAUUUCAAGUCGGGCAACCUGAAGUGGCAUGUUGCGGGCCAGUCAGCGAUGGGUGCAGUGAAGGAGUUACUGUGUGCAUGGGAGAGUGGUGUGUUGAGCGCUGGCGAUGUCAAAAGGGCUCUGGACGGUUUGCGCGCGGCGGCAUGCUGCUUACCAGUCUGUGCCGCUGCGUGGUUGUGUGCAUACAUGAGUAUCACUCACCAGGAUGCCCUAUUAAAGCCCAUGAACAUGGUCCAACACUUCCUCACGCCACUGCCCGGUGAUGAGAUGCAGGACAAUCUUAAGGAGAGAUCUAGCUUAAUGUUCCAGAUUAUUCGGAAAAUGCAAUACGAUGUACACCCGCCUACACAGUCGAAAACAAAAGUACUCUCAAUGUCUAACAGUAUUAUAUCGCGACAACCGAUAUUAGAACAAUUGGAGUCCGUUUGGCAGAAUAUCAAUCAACGCGGAUGGAUAAACAUACAAGCCACGCAGUCUUUGGAGUCUUUAUUGAACACCGGCGGUUCCCUGUGGUUUGUUGCUAAUAUAGUCAAGGAGGUGCUUAAGUACCGCUAUCAAGAGGAACUUGAUCGUGCUGUGGAUCUGGCUUUCGCCAUUUUCCAUCUUGAUAUAGAGAACUGCACCUUGGAUCUCAUAAAUCACAUAAUACCUCAGUAUCUACAUAAUUCUUUGCAUGACGAGCUUGUAGAACCGCAGUCGUCCAUCCUUGCGAAGUUGUGCGUGUACUGCAUAUUCUCCACUCUCGAAUACAACAACUCGAAUCCGUACCGGGGCAAUAAUCGAAAACGCGUACGACACGAUUUGGACACGGAUGAAUUGGACACACUCGGCGUGCCUGCGAAUAAACUCCUGAGACUGGGCGAGACGGGCGAGAAUGUUCCCAUAUUCGGUUCGCAGAGCUCGCAGGCGCAAGGCACGAGCAAUGGAAAAAAAUCUCUCGUUUUGAAGGAGCCGCUCAUGACAGCGUUGAACAAUCUGUUCAAUAUGUUUGCCUUCCUCGCUGGCAGAGAUAGCGAAGUGUCUCAGCAAACUCACUUCAUAUUUCAGUUCUUGCGGCUCACAGUACAGUGUGGAAAGGAUAGGACUCGUAUCGUGCUGCAGGGAAUGCCACAAACGCUGGUACCUUGUCUUUUGAAAGCAUUGCCUGAGCUAUUCACCACGGACAUUUUACUAAGAUUUUACGAUAUGAGAACUAUGAUAGGACGCAAGGCAACCGCCCGAGAUUUGUGUAUGUUGCGGAAUAUAAACUUAAAACCCACGAAAUAAAUAAAACAUUUUUAAGAGA